AUGUCGUCCUCAACACCACCACCAUCAGCAAUGGACACAACACUGAACUCCAACAGCACCGCUAAUUCUAAUUCCUACCCCUAUACUGAGACAAACUCCACCCCCCAACCCAAUACCGAACAAGCUCUAGAUUCGAAAUUAACGGAACGCCUUCUAAUUGAAUUGAAAAAAAAAUUUAAAGAAAAUCUUUCUCUUGACAAAAAAUAUGAGCGACAACAUUAUUUUAUUGUUGCUUUGUGUGCUUUAGUUAUUUGUGUUGGUGUUGUCAUUGUAUGUCUAAAGAAUAGUAAGGCUGAUGUUUUUGGUGUUGGUUAUGAUGGUUGGAAGAUUUUUGAAUCUGUCUUUUCUGGUGCCCUCUCUGCGGGUGGUCUUUUUGGAGCUCUGCGUACUCUUGUUUUUCCUCAGAAAAAGAAGGAGGAUGAAGAAGCUAAGUUUGAUGAUCAUAGUGCUAUUGCCCUUUGCGUGAAACACAAUUUGGGGUCAGCUCUACAUACAAAUUCUGAAAAUCUGGCGACGAUAAAUCAGAAUCGGCAAAAAGCAAUAGCAAGUCAGGCCAAAUGGUUUAUUGUUUUUACUCGUCUCUAUUAUUUCUAUGGUCUUAGUAAGAAAGAUCUAGAGAAUGUUUUUUUGUCGGAAGCGAGAAAAAAAGCAAUCGAGUAUCUUCUCCACGGUAUAGGAGACGCAGAAGUUUGUGCGUCAAAAAAACAGACUAUACACGAACGCCUUGAUGAUCUAAGAAAUAAAUGCAAUGUAUCAACAAAAAACCAUACCGAUUUACGUGGGAAUUUUGAUGCAAAAUAUCAAAAUUUAAAAGGAACGCCAAUAAAAAAACUUGAAUACGAACUUGAGAGGUUAAAGAAAAAAUUUGACAGCUCGGAAAAGAUGCAGAAGGAUUUGAAAUUUGAUGGGUUAGAAAAUGAAUUUGAGGGGUUAGAAAAUGAAUUUGCGGAGUUAGUAAAUAAACUUGAGGGGUUAAAAGGAAACAAGUUAUAUGCGUUACAAAAGUUUGAAAAAAAAUUAGGAGAAUUUGAACAGAAAUUAACAAGCUUUAGCCGUGAUUCAAAACAACUUCAAAAGGAUUUUACAUAUUUUGAGUCAAUAGAGUCAAAGGAGUUAAAGGAUUCAGAAGAAUCUAAAAAGACAUCAGGAGUCACAAAACAAUAG
Ambispora gerdemannii is the source of this 1164-nucleotide messenger RNA. NCBI's taxonomy places the organism in Eukaryota, Fungi, Glomeromycota, Glomeromycetes, Archaeosporales, Ambisporaceae. The record is from the annotation of a GenBank genome assembly.